Molecule: messenger RNA, 2928 nt
Organism: Conger conger (European conger)
Lineage: Eukaryota; Metazoa; Chordata; Actinopteri; Anguilliformes; Congridae
Product: dual specificity protein phosphatase 26-like
Exons: 4
Coding region: 698-1294 (198 amino acids)
Biological process (GO): negative regulation of MAPK cascade; protein dephosphorylation
Cellular component (GO): cytoplasm
Molecular function (GO): MAP kinase phosphatase activity; protein tyrosine/serine/threonine phosphatase activity
Source: RefSeq, a predicted model, not a curated record
AAAUGAUACACUAUGAUAAAUUUUAUAUGAAUGACCCACAAGAGGGAGUACUAUGUGAAAUAUGAAUCACGUAUUUACGCCUUUGAGUACAGGGAGGUGUAAAAGUUCAAAUUAAGACAAAGAACAGUGGCACCAGGAUGUAAUGCAUGUUUUCAACACAGGGCGGCGUCUAUUUAGAAUGAUAUACAAUGAAUAACAUGCCAAAAAUAAGCGUUCUUCUGUUCUCGGACACAAUAUCGACCAAUUAACACUGCUGAUUAAAAAAAGAAUUCCAAGCAGUUGGCUUUAUGCAAGAUUAUGAUUAUGUGCGUCCUGUUAAUUAUGCAAGUAUGCUAGAUCAUUUUUGUUCAGUUUUAGAUCUUACCUUAUCAAUCAAUAUGAACAAAAUUAAACUUCAGUUUAAGGAGUGGGUGUGAGCCAGUAAGUAUUAAUUUAGGUUUUCAGUGGGUGUACUGGUGUCAUUUGCGGUGUCCUGGUUCCAAUAAUCUCAGCAUUUAAAUAUUUAGAAAUGAGGCCAUGGUGGUUUCUUUUUAUAAUUCAUAAACACGUACGACUCGUCACAGACGGUGCUUAAAAUAGCACGCUCGAUUUGAACAACAUGGCUUCCUAUUGCCUGUAAAAAUGCUCCUCCGAGAACCGAGGGCCGUAAAGGCUGGACUUGCGUGAGGGUAUUUUCUUGGUGUCUUGAGCGUUUAUAAUGUCGUACAAGUCGAGAUUCUCUACGUCCAGGAGCAGCUCAAGGUCUCCAAGCACCCAAGAUUUGGACCUCAGCUCCCCCAUGCUGACGGUAUUCGAUCUUGAGCGUCUCCUCUACACAGGGAAAGCGAUCAACAGCCACGUCGACGAAGUUUAUCCCCGACUUUAUCUUGGUGAUCAGGCUAUAGCAGAAAACCGUUGUGAGCUAGCAAGGCUUGGCAUCACUCACAUCCUGAACUGCGCACACAGCAAGUGGCGGGGCGGUGCGGAGAAGUAUGAGGGGGCGAACAUCACAUACCAGGGCGUGGAAGCGCACGACACCCCCGAUUAUGACAUGACUGUCAACUUCUACCCUGCAGCGGAGUUCAUACACAAGGCACUCACUGGCGGAGGGAGGAUCCUGGUGCACUGUGCAGUGGGCGUCAGUAGGUCAGCCACCCUGGUGCUGGCGUACCUGAUGAUCCGGCAGAAUAUGACUCUGGUGGACGCCAUCAAGACGGUGAAGGACAACCGCGGCAUCAUCCCGAACCGUGGUUUCCUGCGACAGCUUGUUCGCCUAGACGGCACCCUACACGGCAGCACCCAGGGAAGAUUUUAGGAAGUACACAUAUUCCUUUGGAUAAUCAACAUCAAGGGUUAAGGGCGGCCUGUAGCGUAGUGGUUAAGGUACACGAAUGGGACCCGCAAGGUCAGUGGUUCGAUCCCCGGUGUAGGCACAAUAAGAUCCAUGCAGCCGUUGGGCCCUUGAGCAAGGCCCUUAACCCUGCAUUGCUCCAGGGGAGGAUUGUCUCCUGCUUAGUCUAAUCAACUGUACAUCGCUCUGGAUAAGAGCGUCUGCGAGUCCUGCGAGCACUGUUAGCUUCAGCAACUGUUUUCAGUUGGAUUGUGCUACGUAUGCAUUUGUUUUAUUUGACCCUCGGAGGUAGAGCAUGUGGGUGUUAGGUGUGCAAGGUGAGCAGUCAGCUCAUAUUUCACAAAGCUUAGAUAGCAGUUGGACUGCAGCCAGGCAUACUACUCUUGUGUUACCAUAGAGCAUUGAAAUAUUAUCCUAGUUGGUUACAAAAGCCUUAUCAUCCUGUGGGACUGAGUUUCUUUUGAGAAAAAGGGCAGUAUUUUAGAAAUAUGCAGUUAUAGGUUUAAGUCUGCUAAGUUUUUUGUUUUUUUCCCAGUGUGUUGGAUGUAUUUUAGCUCACAGGUUUUCCCCCACUGAUUGGAAAAUGCAUACCUGUCUGCCAUGCCUGAGUCAAAUUCAAACAAAUUAUUCUUUUUCCAUCGUUAAAUAAGUACAAAGCUCAUGAAAUAGUGUAAUAGCCCAAAUAAGGAAGUUGAGAGAAAUGCAGAAACUAAAGCAGUGGUCAGUUUGCAGUAUCAAUACAGUCAGCAUUUAUUUAAAGCAUAUGAACCACUAGGAUUUAAACUCGCUUUACAAUCAGUAUGCUAGUUGGAUCCCCAUAGGUACUGAAUUAGCACCUGGAUAACCUGACUGAUCACAUGACAUGACAUUUAUUUGGCUGAUGGUUUUAUCUAAAGCAAUGUACAAUACAUUCAUACGGAAGGUUAUUGGAACACCUAAAAAAAAAAUUGGUCAGACAAGGUACAAUUCAGAUGAAAUAUCAGUUUUCCAUCACCAUGAACACCGUCAAGUUCACAUGGUAAAUAUAUGCUAAAUCAGUAUGUUAUGGUAGGGCAUAAUCUAGCUCACACCACUAGUGGUUAAUUGUGGCCCACGUGGAGAGGAGGGGAAGUUAACGUGGAUUGAAUGUCAAACAAAAAAAGGUAUCUGAGUCAGAAUGCAUCGGCGUCAGCCUGGUAACUGCACACGGGUCAAUUCAGUAUGUUGCAGUGUAUUUGCAAUUUAUCCACGCGAGCACACGAAACAACAGGAGACUGACAUUUACAACAAAAUAAAUCAACUACAAUUAGGGGGGAAAGGGCACCACUGAGUGCAAAAACUGGAUAACCCCAGAUUACAUGCAUUUCUCGAUCAGCCUGCAAUAAAUGGCCGACCAAUCCAGUUUAGGCAGAAGUAUGCCAGCCUACUGCAGGCUGCUGGUGUGUAUGAAGACUGGGCGGCUGACAGCAUGGUCUACGGUCACAAAUUGAUCAAAUUAAAUGGAAAAAAAACAAACAAACCAUUAUCCCAGGGACUACAGAUGGAAAAAUGUUAACUAGCACAUUGACAGAAAUGCCAUUAAUGUACAUUGACCCUGUCAAAUAAAGAAGUAAACUAAA